Messenger RNA from Asterias rubens (European starfish), 2126 nucleotides. RefSeq lists its product as uncharacterized. The record is from RefSeq and is a predicted model, not a curated record. The transcript has 8 exons. The coding region runs from base 175 to 600 and encodes 141 amino acids. Lineage: Eukaryota; Metazoa; Echinodermata; Asteroidea; Forcipulatida; Asteriidae.
CCCUUGACAAAUUUCCUCAGAGUGUGAUAAUUUUAAGACGACGGAAUCGGUUUUGUUUAAAGGAAGAGGACGAAAAGUUGCGUUGAAACUUGAAGCCAUCUCGUGUGACGAAGAAGAAGACCUGAGGCUUGUCUUGAUUGUGUUCUGACGUAAGAAGAUUCUUCAUCAAAGAUCAUGAAAGCGACGUGCGUUCUAUGUGCACUAGUAUUCGUCCUCGUUUUAGAUUUAUUUUCACAGUCAUGCGCAGAUGAAGCCGUUGAGGAACCAUCCAGAUCGAACUCAGCGUGGUUACCUGGCAACAGAAUAUUCCAUGACUUUGGGCACUUCCAGAGACCGUCCCGGUGGGGCGGACGACUUCGCACGGCAAGCAGACCCCAUGGACGCGCACCACGGGCAUACGAUGAUCUAACGGAAGAGGGGCAGGUAUUCCGCAGAUGGGGCAGUAGACGAAUGCCCUACAAAGGUGAUUCUGACAAUACUGGACAUAAGAGAGAUUGGGAAGAUGUACCCGAGUCAGGAAUAGAAGGCGAGUUCAAGAGAGAUGAUGCAGCCGAUGAGGAAGCAAGAUUGGAGGACGUCAUUCAAUAUUUGAGAAACUAGACAACAAAAAGAUACCUUCAUUUGGUAGAAUUUCUUUACAAAACCCGCUGCCUAAAUAUUUGCUUUAAGUCAACAACUCUACAAAUCGGAGAAUAAUUUAGACGAUUUACAACUAGCGGAAAAAAAACAUUAUAUUGUAUAUUAUUUGCAAAGGCAGUACAGUUAAAGCCAAUAAUUACUUGCCGUAUAUUUUCGAUUCACUAGUCGUUUACGACAAUGUUUUAACAUUGUUAUGUUUACCCAUUGACACGCCUUGCUUUCAACAUUGACAGCAAAAGCAUGGUCGGUACAUUUUAAGCCAUUUUGAUUGUUGUUGGUUACUGUUUUUUGUUGUGUUGUUUUUGCUCAUUGAAGUUCCUUGUAAUUGACUUGUAGAUGAUUUUAAGUCAUUACACCACUAGUGCAACUCUCUGCCUAAAAGUAUUGUAUAUAAACUAACAUUGUAAUGAUCUUAACACAAUACCAAGUUAUAUGUAUUAAGGGGGUAUAGACUCACGAGGGCGCUAGACUCACUCUGCAAGGAGAGCUGCGUAUUGAGAGAGUGACAACUUGGCAAUCGACAACUUGCAGUUAGAAAACGCAUGUGAAUACUGGGUUCCAGACGAGACUGCACAAUGGGCUGUGCGACAUUUUGAACCGAAAUUAAUGGCGUCCAGCAGCCACGUGGCCAACGGAAACUUGUCCCUCCGUGUCGCAACUGACCAAUACUCAGCUCCGUAUACUGUUUUGGAGGCCUAUUUGUUGACUGUUUUCCUGUAACAAACAAACGCAUAAGUAACCGAUAGACAUGUUACAUGAACCUUUGUUUUUGUUAGAUCAUCCCCCUGAACAGAUUUGCAAGAUACGAUACUUGGAGUUGAAAAUAAAAGUGUACAUUAAUUUACGAAGUUUUUAGGAUUUGUUAAAAAAUAUUGAGUUGGAGAGAAUACUUUACACGAUUUUUGUUUUGUCAAGUUUGUUUUCUACCUUUAUGUUAACAUAAGAACAAGCCAAUUGAGCAAAAGACACAAUGUUUGUCAUUGUAUCGAUCACAGUCAAGAUAAUCGACUAACGAAUUAUGAUCGAUAUACCAUUGAUUUCAAUUGAUUAUCGUAAAUACGAAACCGUUCUAAUCAAACAAUUAACCCUUAUAAAUGUGAAUUAAGUUUCAGAUCUUUCCAAAGUAGAAAUCAGCAUUUAGAAUGUUAGAAUCAAAAAUUUGGGAGUAACCACUAAACUAUACAGAUGUAAUUGUAUUUAUUGUAAAGUGGACUUUUUGAAAUAAUUAUUACACCAAAUGUAUACUAUGAUUCAUUUACUAAAGUAUCAACUUGGGUUUAUGCUUUCAUGUUUUCUAUGUUUCAUUUUGGGGAAGCAGUUGGGCAAACUAGUCAGAUAAUAAUAAUAAUCAAUAGGCCACAAUUAUAUCAGUGUUUUAUUAAUACAAUUGCACAUCACGUCCACGUUAAGUUUGGGGAAAUUUCUUCAACAUUAAUAAAUAAAACGAGUCGAUAUUAAAUGCAAACGAUUUAUUGUAUCGGUAUACA